CUCUUUUUCAUCAUAUCUACACCAUCUUAGUUUUCUUUUCCACAAACACAAUUUAAUAUAGGGGGAGAUCUUUAAUUUAUUAACAACUUUUGUUAUUGCUUAUGAUCAAAGUCCAGAAGACUUAAAUCAAGUGUUUAUUGUUCAUGGCAUACGGGCAACAUUAUCGAUCUCCAUUUGGGGACACGACUCUAACGAAAGUGUUCGUUGGAGGGCUCGCAUGGGAGACACCCGUCGAAGAAAUGCGUACUUAUUUUGAGCAGUUUGGUCACAUUCUUGAAGCUGUAAUAAUCAUGGACAAGAUCACUGGCAAGUCUAAGGGUUAUGGAUUUGUGACAUAUGAUGAUGCUGAAUCUGCAAAGAGAGCUUGUAUUGAUCCAAAUCCUAUGAUAGAUGGAAGAAGAGCUAAUUGUAACAUUGCAUCUCAAGGAAAAAUCAAGGGGGCAUUGAACCUCAAGGCAGGACACAACGACUCGUCGUCGUACCAGGAAGUGGCACCGCCGCUAGCACAGCCACCACCAUCGUCGGCCGUCUUUCCACAUUAUGGGUAUGCAACUUACCCCCAAGAAUAUGGCUACAAUUAUGUAAUGUACAAUCCAGCAAUGCAGUAUCCAUACUAUGGGCCCACAUCCACACCAAUGUCCUCACCAUAUUACUAUGGGUACUCCCCCACCCAAGUACCUACACCAAGGGGUGCAUUAACACCCCAGGCGCAACCAAUUCACCAGCCUUCUUAUCUGUGCUAUCCUACGCAGCCACCUCCUCUCCUAGUCCUUCCUUCACCCUCUCCUACGAGUUUACACAGGUCAAAAAAGUUCACUAAAGAAAGUGAUAAUGCUGAAAUACCUGCAGGGACCCCAAAUGCUUUAAACUAAGAAAUGAUUAAAUUUUUGAACAAAUGUAUUUGAAUAUUAUUGAAAGGCUAGUGAUGACAAUUUUGUACAAAUCAGUCAUUUGUUUAAAUUUAAGACAUUUCGUGCUUUUUGUAAAAAAAAUGUUUAUAUGUAUUUCGUCUUUUGACUUUGUUGUAAUUCACAUGAUGUAAUAUAUUUUAUUUUAAACAAUGGUUUUAAUGACUUGUA
Molecule: messenger RNA, 1079 nt
Organism: Helianthus annuus (common sunflower)
Lineage: Eukaryota; Viridiplantae; Streptophyta; Magnoliopsida; Asterales; Asteraceae
Product: RNA-binding protein 38
Exons: 6
Coding region: 144-872 (242 amino acids)
Molecular function (GO): RNA binding
Source: RefSeq, a predicted model, not a curated record